AUGCAAGAUCUACGAGAAGCAAACUCGCCAGGGCGAACCUCAGAAUUAGAAAGACAGUUGAGGGAUUUUCAGCAACGUGAAGAAAACUUCCAGAGGCAGUUACGGGAGAUACAGGAACGUGAACAGAAUUUACAACGGCAGCUCAGAGUGGUUCAAGAACGGGAUCAGUCCUCUCAAAGCCAGCUAACGGAGUUUCGUCAACGUGAACAAAAUAUGCAGCGGCUGGUGAGAGAGUUACGGGAAGGAGAACAAAAUUCUCAAAGGCAGCUGAUGGAGUUUCAACAGCGUGAAGAAAAUUCUCAGAGGCAGCUGACGGAGUUUCAACAGCGUGAAGAAAAUUCUCAGAGGCAGCUGACGGAGUUUCAACAACGUGAAGAAAAUUCUCAGAGGCAGCUGAGGGAGUUGCAGCGGCAACUGAGGGAGAUAGGACAACAGUUGACCAAUUCCCGAGAACAAGUUUCUGAACUACAGUUAAGUCUUUCAACAGCUCAGCAAACAAUAAAUCAAUUGCGUAACCAGGGAGCACGUGACUGGGUUAUUCCCCGCGACGAAAUUCAAAUCACAGAAAAAUGCCUUGGGAGGGGAGGAUGGGGAAGUGUCAAUGAGGGAACGUAUUGUGGCUGUACUGUAGCAGUGAAAGAAAUCUAUGAGUUGAUCCUCUCCCCUCAUAACAUACGUCUUUUUGAGAGAGAAAUGAAUAUUGCAUCCAAGUGUCGCCAUCCUCACUUACUACAGUUUAUCGGCGCCACAGUUGACGAGGGAAGUCCUCUGUUUGUGACCGAGUUGAUGGAGAAAAGUUUGCGGACUCUGUUAGAACAGCGGCAACUGUCCGAAACAGAAAUACGCACCAUUUCUUUGGAUGUAGCCCGCGCACUGAACUAUCUUCACCAGAAGAAACCAGACCCCAUCAUUCACCGUGAUGUGAGCAGUGCUAAUGUGUUGCUAUGGCGACAGGGUGACCAAUGA
This is a messenger RNA of Porites evermanni, 966 nucleotides long. The record is from the annotation of a GenBank genome assembly. NCBI's taxonomy places the organism in Eukaryota, Metazoa, Cnidaria, Anthozoa, Scleractinia, Poritidae.